Auanema sp. JU1783 is the source of this 1104-nucleotide messenger RNA. Lineage: Eukaryota; Metazoa; Nematoda; Chromadorea; Rhabditida; Rhabditidae. The record is from the annotation of a GenBank genome assembly.
AUGUCUUUCAAUAAUACACCUCUCCAAAAUCAAGAGCAAAAGCCUUGUAUGGAAUAUCCAAUCACACCAAGCCCUUAUGAUAUGAGCCAUCAGAUGCAUAACCAACAGAACCAAAUUCAAACUCCUCAACUCAGCAGUUUCUAUACACAACAACUACCAAUGCUUUUUGAUACAAGCUCGCUAAAUUACACUGAAAAUAUGAUGGCUAUGAGCUAUUGGGCUCAGCAGCAACAUCAACAUUUCAUGACGCCUACAUCGUCGGCUCCCCUGCCAUCUCCAACUUCCACUGAUUCGGGAAUAAGCGCAAGUACUUCACCCGAAUCAUCCUCUCCAGAUCAAAGUUCAGGAGACAGUUUCGGAAAAAUAAGGAAGAAUGAUGAUAUGCUGGAUGACGAAAAAGUUUUCUGCACAGUUCAAGGAAGACUCAACCUUGUAGGGAAUCUCAGAACCUAUAGAGUCACUAAGCCCGAGAUCUUGAGAAGAGUCAACCCUCCUGAGUGUAUGAACAGCAGCACUCUUGCCGCUUAUCUUAGAAAGGCAAAAACCAAAAGUGGUGGCGUUGAAUUGAGACAGCAACUCGAGAAGGAGGGAAUUCGGCUUCCUACCAACCGAAGACGUGCAGCCCCACAUACAGUUUAUUCAGCCAUGACGGAAGAAGAAGCUCAUCAAGCUGGUCUUGAUCUUGAUAUGCUGCUAAGGAGUUUCUUCCCUGUUGAAGAAAUCAGUCAAUACAUUGCUGGUAGAGCUAUGAGCCCACAAGAACGCGAAGAGCGGAAAAGAGAUCUUCUCGGAGUAAUUCGAUUCUCCGAAGAAAUGUCGCAUCUCUUUGAUAAUAUUCAAGUGCCGAUAAUGGGAAAGUCGGUUCAAAACCGUUUCUUCAACGAUCAGAUGCAGCAGAAGAUGGAACAUCUUUCCGCUGUAUCUCACGGUUUUGGAUUAUACAGCACUAAGACCUUCAAGUUCGUUGAUAAAGUGGUAGCUGCUCGUACCCUCCAGCUUUUGGAGCAACCACAGAUAGGAGUUCCUCAAGCUCCUCAGGUCCCUCAAGCCCAGAUGCCUCAUAUGGCGCAAUACAUGCAGGCUAUGCCCAUGAAAUAUGAGUAA